Silurus meridionalis is the source of this 1821-nucleotide messenger RNA. RefSeq names its product cytochrome P450 2B4-like. NCBI's taxonomy places the organism in Eukaryota, Metazoa, Chordata, Actinopteri, Siluriformes, Siluridae. Gene Ontology annotation, cellular component: cytoplasm; intracellular membrane-bounded organelle. Bases 69 to 1574 code for a protein of 501 amino acids. The record is from RefSeq and is a predicted model, not a curated record. The transcript has 9 exons. Gene Ontology annotation, molecular function: oxidoreductase activity, acting on paired donors, with incorporation or reduction of molecular oxygen, reduced flavin or flavoprotein as one donor, and incorporation of one atom of oxygen; heme binding; iron ion binding. Gene Ontology annotation, biological process: xenobiotic metabolic process.
UCCCUUUCCUGUUUGUCCAGUAUAAACACACCUCUGUUCCACCUUCCUGCACUCUGCAGUCUCUCAGCAUGCAGUCCCUAUUGAGAUAUUUGGACCUGGGUUCUGCAGGACUGGCCCUGUUGCUCGGCCUGGUUUUUCUGGUCCUUCUCGAGAUCUUCAGGUUAAGUUCAUCGAAGAGCCGAUGUCCUCCUGGUCCCACACCUCUACCCUUCAUAGGGAACAUGCUGCAGUUCAUGAAGGACCCGUUGACCACUACACGAUCGAUGGUGCAGUAUGGGGACUUGUGCUCCAUCUACAUUGGCAGGAGGCCGUUGAUCGUGCUGAAUAACCUCGAGUUGGUGAAGGAGGCCCUGGUUCAGAACGGUACCGUGUUCUCCGGGAGGCCCUACAUGCCUUUAAUACAGUGGAUCACCAACGGCUACGGUAUCCUCGCCGUCACGUACGGACAUGCGUGGAAGCAGCAGCGGCGUUUUGCUCUCCACACGCUACGUAACUUCGGUUUGGGGAAGAAAACGGUGGAGGAGCGAGUGGCCGAGGAAGCGCAGUGUCUCGUAACUGAGUUGCUGAAACAUGAAGGAGAACCCGUAAACCCCAUGCACCCCGUAAUGAACGCCAUCUCCAACAUCAUCUGCACCAUCGUCUUCGGAGAUCGCUUCGACUACGACAACAAGCGCUUCGCUAAGCUCCUGGAGAUCCUUAAUGAAAACAUCCAGCUCGCCGGCUCUUCUGUGGGACUGAUCUUCAACUUGCUCCCUUUUAUAAAACACCUGCCUGGUCCUCACCAGCAGGUCCGGAGGAACGGCACUGCUUUAAUAGUGUUCAUUCGUGAGGUGAUGGAGGAGCACAGGGAGACCCUGGACACGGAGAACCUGCGCGACUUCAUCGACGCGUACCUGGUGGAAAUAAAAAAGCAAGAGCUGAAGGAAGAUUCCACGUUUCAUGAGGAGAACCUGCUGAUGUCCACAUCUGAUCUUUUCCUCGCGGGGACUGAGACCACAGCCACCACUCUCCGGUGGGGUCUGAUCUUCUUGAUGAACCAUCCUGAAAUACAAGAACGAUGUCACGAGGAGAUCGUCCGUGUGCUCGGGUUGGACCGAGCUCCCAGCAUGGACGACCGCACCAGACUCCCAUACACACACGCCACCGUACACGAGAUCCAGCGCCUGGGGAACAUCGCUCCACUCGGAGUCCUUCACCAAACCAUAGAGACCACGAAGCUGCGAGGAUACACCAUCCCCAAGGGGACGGAGAUUUCAGCCAAUUUAAUGGCGUUAUUGAUGGAUAAGGAGCACUGGAAACACCCGCUCACCUUUAACCCCGAGAACUUCCUAGAUGAGAACGGCCAGUUCUGCAAAAACGACUUCUUCCUGCCUUUUUCUCUGGGUCCGAGGGUGUGUCUGGGUGAAUCUCUCGCAAGGACCGAGCUCUUCAUCUUCCUCACGUCCCUCAUGCAGAAGCUGCAGUUCUCCUGGCCACUGGAUGCCCCAGCUGUAGAUAUGGAUGGCACGAUGGGCGUGGUCAGGAUGCCCCAGCAGUUCCAUAUGGUUUGCUGUAGCAGAGCGAGCACCUCCUAGAGUCGAGGGUUUUCUUCUCGCGUUGUCUCAGGGACUCGUGAUCAUUUUUUUAUAGAAAUAACACUUAAUGACAUGAAAUUGUUCAUAAGAUAAAUGUUGAGAUUUUAUUUUUAAAGCCUGGUUGGUGUUCCACAGCGUUCCUGAACAGACACGAUCACAUCAUCAGAUUUACUGAUCUGAUAUUCUGCAUUAAUAUUUAAAUUCAUAUUUAAAUACACUAAUAAAUAAACAUACAAUUUUAACCAUG